UUUAGAAUUUAUUGAAACAACAUGCUAUUGGCUUAUGUCCAUGGCAUAUGUAGUCGGAAGUCCUCGUUUAACUGCUUUAGAAGAACCCAUUUUUUGAGUUCUACCCGUUUCUUAUUUCCCUCCAAACGACGCCAAGUACGAGCUCCUUCUCUCCAUCUCUCCUGUUUAUAUACAACCAGAGAGAAGUCUGUCAAUAGUUCGAAGCCAAUACUGCAUCCGAAAAUAACCAUUUUAGGUGGAGGCUUUGGUGGUCUUUACACCGCAUUGACACUAUCGCGUUAUCCUUGGACGAGGCUAACCAAACCCAAGAUUACUCUCGUUGAUCGGUCAGACCGUUUUGUGUUUUUACCCAUGUUGUACGAAGUAGCUUUUGGACAGUUGGACAAGUGGCAAGUGGCGCCAACGUUUUCUCAGUUAUUGCAAGGAACAGAUGUUGAGUUUGUGUUGGGACAAGUUGAAAAAGUUGAUGUACAAAAGUCAACUUGUGAGAUAUUUUCCACCAAAUAUGGGCAAAAGGAAUUUUAUCAUGAUAGAUUGGUUAUUGCCAUCGGUACGGAACCAAGUUUGUCAUCAGUUCCUGGUGCCGACAAGUAUGCAUUACCAUUUCGUACAUUGGAACACGCCGAACAACUGAAACAGAAAUUAGUCAACUUAACCAAGAUGAGACGUCAACAGAACAGGAAACCUGUUAUUUUUGUAAUCGGUGGUUCCUACUCCGGUGUUGAACUAGCUUCCAAUGUUGCAGAAUACUUUCGAGGAGAGGCAAGAGUAUGCAUCGUGGAUCGAGGAAACCGUUUACUUGAUGCUGCAAGUGAACACAACAGAAAUGUUGCGUUGCAAACUCUUCGUUCUUUGAAUGUGGAAUCAUUGUUGGAUAUGGAAGUGAGUUGCGUCACUGAGAAUGCUGUGUCGCUAAAGUCGAUCCAAGAAUCAACCCAAGAGUCGGAGAAGAAGUUCGAUGCCGAUUUAGUAUUAUGGACUGCAGGUUUUAAACCUUCUUCAUGGUUGCAAUUUGUUGCAUUAGAAAAGGAUCCAACAGGACGUAUUCUUACGUCGAGUACUUUACAAGCUACAAGGCAUGAUAAUAUAUUUGUUCUAGGAGAUGCUGCAGCAGUGACAGAUGUCAACGGACAAAGAUGUAAAGCCACUGCUCAAGUAGCCAUCCAACAAGCAGAAUGUGCUGCUUGGAAUAUUUGGGCAUCGCUUUGCAAUAAGAAACCGGUUCCAUUUCGAUAUGAACAUUUGGGAGAAUUGAUGACGCUAGGAAAGUAUAAUGGGACUGCUGAAGUUUUCGGAAUACCUUUAAGUGGGACAUCUGCACAGUUCACUCGUCGAUUAGCUUAUCUUUUUCGUAUGCCAACGAAUUUACAUCGUUUGAAAGUGGGUCAGAAUUGGGUGUUUAAGCCGGUUUCCUGUUUCUUUGAGAACUUUAGCUUUCCUUUGUAAAAUCCGGCUUUUAGAUUUUACAUGU
Molecule: messenger RNA, 1471 nt
Organism: Galdieria sulphuraria
Lineage: Eukaryota; Rhodophyta; Bangiophyceae; Galdieriales; Galdieriaceae
Product: NADH dehydrogenase
Exons: 1
Coding region: 22-1446 (474 amino acids)
Biological process (GO): aerobic electron transport chain
Molecular function (GO): NAD(P)H dehydrogenase (quinone) activity
Source: RefSeq, a predicted model, not a curated record